UAUCACAGUGACACCACUCACUCCAUCGAGUGCAUUGUGUCUGUAAGAGAGGCGGGACUUGACAUACCUGUCUAUCAUCCUCAUGACGCAGCACAAAGCAGAGUUAUGCAGAGAAGCGCCCGCAGCUAUGGGGAAUGGCCUCAUCCUAUGUGCCUUUGUGUGUUAUUGUGUGCGUCUAUAACGAACUGCUGAUAAAGAGACAAACAUCAGGAGUUAAAGAAAACAUGGAUUGAAGACUGAAGAAGAAACUGAAGAUCAACAUGUCUGGCAGAGAAAGCAGAGCCGUUGAUCGUGAUUCUGCUCACAAUAGAUGUCACAGCAAACAGAGAGAUCCUCCAAGCAUGAGCGCUGCAGCUUCUCUGAGGAUUGUUCUUCUGGGUAAUCCUGGUGCUGGUAAAAGUUCAUCUGGAAACACAAUCCUGGGACAGAAAGCGUUCUUAAGUCAGAUUUGUACUAGUUCAGUUACUAGAGGAUGUUCAGAAGCUCAGGCCACAGUUUCAGGCAGAUCUGUGUCUGUAGUCGACACUCCUGCAAUAUGUUACACUCACACAAGCCCUGAUGAGUUAUUGAGAAGUGUGUGUUUAUCCAGUCCUGGACCUCACGCUUUCCUCAUUGUGUUUCCUGUGAACAUGAGAUUCACUGAACAGGAUGAGCGGAUUCCUCAGAUGAUUGAGCUGAUGUUUGGUGAGGGAGUGUUGAAUUACUGCAUCAUUCUCUUCACUCAUGGAGAUCUGCUGAAAGGAAAAAACAUAGAGAAGCUGAUAGAGGAGAACUGUAGAUUAAGAUCUGUAGUCCAGCAGUGUGGAGGCAGAUAUCAUGUGUUCAACAACAGAGAUGUGAAUAACAGAGAGCAGGUGGAGGAUCUACUGCAGAAGAUUGAAUCAAUGAUACAGCAGAAUGGAGGAGGACACUACACUAAUGAGAUGCACGAAGACACCCAGAAAGUCAGAGAGGAGGAAAAACUACAAGAGGAGAAACCGAGGCAGACCUGUGUGUGCAGUUGAUCCUCCUGGAUUGUUUGACAUAAUGUGGAAUUGUAUAACAGAGAGUAGGUGAAUGAUCUACUGUAGAAGACUGAAUCUGAAGCUACAGCAAAGUAUUUUACCCUAUGAUUCUAAAAUUAAAAUAAAGUAUGAAAUUUAAAACAAAACUUAAAAAACACUAAAGUUAUAGAUAGAUCAACUCAAAUGUAGCCUCAUAUUAUCAUCUUACAUCUGUUCUUUUCUUAACAAAGUUAAUGACCUACAAAUCACCUUUAAGCUCAAGAGUUUCCAUGAAAAAGAGAAAGGAAAAAAUGCACAGAUAAACAUACCUGAAUGAGAAGAUAAAAUGGAGAAGACAAGUAAUCUGGACUCUAGAUUGUAAUUAUUAUCCUGUAUUGUGUAAACGUUUGCAAUAUUUCACUGUCCAUCAUCUUGAUGGUUCAGUUGAUUUGUGUAUGCUGUUAUAGUUGUCGUUUGUUGU
Danio rerio (zebrafish) is the source of this 1464-nucleotide messenger RNA. The record is from RefSeq and is a predicted model, not a curated record. Lineage: Eukaryota; Metazoa; Chordata; Actinopteri; Cypriniformes; Danionidae.